Molecule: messenger RNA, 3583 nt
Organism: Pseudopipra pipra
Lineage: Eukaryota; Metazoa; Chordata; Aves; Passeriformes; Pipridae
Gene: PFKFB2
Product: 6-phosphofructo-2-kinase/fructose-2,6-biphosphatase 2
Exons: 16
Coding region: 46-1602 (518 amino acids)
Biological process (GO): fructose metabolic process; fructose 2,6-bisphosphate metabolic process
Cellular component (GO): cytosol
Molecular function (GO): ATP binding; fructose-2,6-bisphosphate 2-phosphatase activity; 6-phosphofructo-2-kinase activity
Source: RefSeq, a predicted model, not a curated record
GCAUCUCGUUUGCAUGCGGCGCGGAGCCGCGGCCGUGCCGGAGCCAUGUCGGCGGCGCCCCGGGGCUGCGGCGGGGCCCCGCGGGGCCGGACCGGCGAGAAGCAGUGCUCAUGGGCUUCCUACAUGACCAACUCCCCGACCCUGAUCGUGAUGAUCGGGCUCCCCGCCCGUGGCAAGACCUACAUGUCCAAGAAGCUCACCCGCUACCUCAACUGGAUCGGGGUGCCCACCAAAGUGUUUAAUUUAGGGGUGUACCGGCGCGAGGCGGUGAAGUCCUACAAGUCCUACGACUUCUUCAGGCACGACAACAAGGAAGCCAUGGAAAUCCGCAAACAAUGUGCCUUGGUGGCUCUGGAAGAUGUAAAGGCUUAUCUGCUGGAGGAGUGUGGGCAAAUAGCUGUGUUUGAUGCCACCAACACAACUCGAGAGCGACGGGACCUGAUCUUAAAUUUUGCUAAGGAAAAUGCUUUCAAGGUGUUCUUUGUGGAGUCUGUCUGUGAUGAUCCAGAGGUCAUUGCUGCCAAUAUCCUGGAGGUGAAAGUUUCCAGCCCCGACUACCCAGAGAGACACCGAGAGAACGUGAUGGACGAUUUCCUGAAGAGGAUAGAGUGCUACAAGGUCACCUACCAGCCUCUGGAUCCUGAUGCUGAUGACAAAGAUCUUUCCUUCAUUAAAGUGAUCAAUGUGGGCCAGCGGUUCCUGGUAAACAGAGUCCAGGAUUACAUCCAGAGUAAAAUCGUCUAUUACCUAAUGAACAUUCAUGUCCAGCCACGCACCAUCUACCUUUGCCGACAUGGUGAGAGUGAAUAUAACCUUGUUGGCAAGAUUGGUGGGGAUUCUGGUCUGUCACCUCGUGGGAAGCAGUUUUCCCAAGCGCUGAAGAAGUUCAUUGAGGAGCAGGAGAUUGUGGAUCUGAAGGUGUGGACGAGCCAGCUGAAGAGGACGAUCCAGACGGCCGAGUCCCUGGGGGUCCUGUACGAGCAGUGGAAGAUUCUCAACGAGAUUGAUGCUGGGGUCUGUGAAGAGAUGACCUAUGCAGAAAUCGAAGCCAAGUAUCCAGAAGAGUUUGCAAUGAGGGAUCAAGAGAAAUAUCUUUAUCGCUAUCCUGGAGGCGAGUCCUACCAGGACUUGGUCCAACGCCUGGAGCCAGUAAUUAUGGAGCUGGAACGACAAGGCAACGUCCUCGUUAUCUCCCACCAGGCAGUUAUGAGGUGCCUGUUGGCUUAUUUUCUUGACAAGAGUGCAGAUGAGCUGCCCUACCUGCGCUGCCCCCUCCACACCAUCCUCAAGCUCACUCCUGUUGCCUACGGUUGUAAAGUGGAGACCAUAACCCUGAAUGUGGAAGCAGUGAACACCCACCGUGACAAACCCUCCCUGAACUCAAGAGAGCUCCCCAGCAGCCAGAGCCCCGUCAGGAUGAGGAGGAACAGCUUUACCCCGCGGGCCAGCGCGGACACGGUAAAGCGCCCGCGGCACCACAGCCUUGGGAGCAAACCCCUCGACCUGCUGGGGCCUUUUCCAUCCCUGGAAGCUCGAGAUGGGGCUGACCAGCUGCAGCUGGAAGUCAGUGUCCAGCCUCCAGUGGGAAAUGCUUCCCCCUGAGAACCACUGAAAGCAGCUUGUGUGUGCUCUCUUUUGGGUUAAGAGUGGCCCGUUUAACAGUGUAGAGGUUCGUGCUUUCCCCUUGGAUCCUGCUGGGAAUUCCAUGGCCAGGAGGAGCCCUGGGACUGGAGCAUCCCCGGAGCACAGUGAGCCCCUUCGGCCAGUACUUGCCUUGAACUGAGUUUUUAGAGUUUUUAGAGAGUGUCUUUGCCUGUGUCUUUUCUUUCCAAAUGCUGGAAUAUCUGUCCAUGAGAUUGGAGAAAAUUCAUUUAUGGAGCUUUUUCAAGCUGCUUUUAAUGAGCCAACGUAUCCCUGGGCUUUUGGGAUUUUUCCCCCUGGUUAGAUGCCAAAACUAACACAGUGUGAUGACAAAAGAGUCAUGUUCUUACUGGCUGAGGCAGCUUUUCUUUGGAAAAGGCACUAUCAGACAAAAUACCCGAGUUUUUAUUUAUCUGUUACCAUUUCCAAGUUAUUUCCAAGUUCAAGCACAAUUAUUGUGUCGUUCAGCCAUCCAAAGAGCUCCAGUUUAACUUUGCUUCCAGAACAGCUGAUGUGAGUCCCCCCAGUCUGAGCCUGUUCCUUUGCUUGGGAUGUAACACACAGCACAUCCCAUUUGCAGGUCAGCACAUCCCACGGGAUGCCUCCUGUGAGGGACACAUGGGAAUAAAACCUCCUGUCCCUCUCUGGAAGCAGCACAGCUACCAGUGCUUUUAAAUCCCACCUCAAGCCCUACUUUAGAUUUGCAUCCUGACCUAAACCUCAUUUCCUCUCUCAUUUUUCCUGCAUUUUGUGGAUGGUUUAUCCGUUACCCCCAAAAACAUGGCUCUGCUUAGUGACUGGGAACAGUGGAGCCCCUGGGCAGGGUUUGGAGGAAGCACAAGAUUUUUACCAGUUGGCUUUUUAAUAUACCAAAUUUUAGGCCCACAACAAGCUUUUAACUUGCUUGUGAAUCAGCUGUGAAUGUUACCCAUGUCUAAUGCUGCCUUUCACAUUUUAAGCUGGUUUUUUUAGUGUUUAGAGCACACGUGGUGCAGCUGUGUCUGGCUGUGUCUGACUUAAAUCCCCCUCAACCCCCAAAUUUACUGUUUUUUCCCUCAAGCCUUGACUUCCAUUUUGCCAAACUCCCAUUUUACCCCACUCCAGCUGUUCUUGCAAUAAGGGCAAAACCCUCAGGUUUGAUGAAGAAAGGAGUGUUUGGGUACAGAGCAGGAGGCUGUUCUGGACCUGCUGUUUCCAGUUGACUCCAGGAUUUAUCUGAGCAGUUCUGAGACCCAGAAGUUGCUUAUUUUAAAUGUGUAAAUAAAUGCUGGGUAUACCCAUAGUUAGGGAAAUCUGUGCCCUGGCUGUGGAGGAGCUCAGCAGCCCCCAAGCCUGAGGCUUACCUGAGCAUUUUGAGCUCAAACCUGGUUGUUUUAAGCACUCUCCCAGAGCUUUAAUUUGAUAAAACUGAGUUAGAGAAGACCAAGGCACUAAUCCUGACCCCUUAGGAUUCCUGAGGAGCAGAAGCACGUCAUAAUCUAAAGCAAUUGUGCCACAGGGAGAGGAAAUUCGGUGGCAAAAAAUUGAAUUUUAGUAGUUUUGCUCCUCAGGCUUUUCCCCCCCAGGGGGCAGGUUUGCUUCAGCCAUCCAGCCUUGGGUUUUAAAUGUUUUUGUGCUUAGGAAUAAGCUAGAAAAAAAAAUAAAAAUGUUGAAGGAAGAGAUUUAGAGCCUGUCCAUGAUAGUUUUUUUGCUGUCACGCUCCAAAAAAAGCUCUAAACGCACAAACCCGCCCAUGUCGGGCUGGCAGCUCCCACCAAAAAACCUCCUGCUCUGUGGGGAAAAAAAGAAAAAAAAAAAGGGUAGAAAAUGUACUGUAGGGUGUUUACGCACAACAUGCUGUGAUAACUUUGUUAAAGAGUUGAUUCUGUUCGUUGUCAUCGAGUAGUUAAUGAUUGUAAGGAGACAAAAAUAUAUAUUUUUACCCGCCGGGAUUUGUGGAUGU